This is a messenger RNA of Aspergillus alliaceus, 621 nucleotides long. RefSeq lists its product as uncharacterized. NCBI's taxonomy places the organism in Eukaryota, Fungi, Ascomycota, Eurotiomycetes, Eurotiales, Aspergillaceae. The record is from RefSeq and is a predicted model, not a curated record. Bases 1 to 621 code for a protein of 206 amino acids. The transcript has a single exon.
AUGCCCCCUCAGUCAAGCCCACCCCCCUCCUCCUACCUCGACAUAACAAACCAAACAUUCACACCUCAAUUCCACUACCAAGACACCUGCCCCUCGCCUACCCUCAUGCUAGAAACGCUCACCCGAAUCCUAAACGACCAUCACAAGGGAACCCCCCAAUCCUUCCCCUCCUUCUACCUCUACACCCUCCACCAACCAAACCGUCUCGUCCCCUGGAGUCCUCAUGAAGCCCACCAGCCAUUAGCAGUGAUAGACUUAACUGGUGGAAGCCUCCGCGGAGGCCACUACGGCUCCGCAUCCGUCUACCUAAUGCAUCCCACACUCCCGAAGCGCACGGUUCUGACAUCCUUCUGCUACCUCUUCGUCAAGGAGAUCAUCCGGCGCGGAGAGGAUAGAGUGCAGACUGGGGCGUUGGGGAAGUUACGGACACGCACCACCGGCUUGGAUGAGGGGCUUGAUGCCGCUGUUACGGAGGUUAGGGAGUAUUGGCUAAGGGCGGAUUUAGUUGGAGAUCGGUAUUUAGUUACUGGGGUAAGGAGGGAGGAUCGUCCGCAUGCCGUUGGGUGUCUUACAUUGAAGUAUCAGGGGGCUUGCUUUUGGGCUCCGAUGCCUAGGGGGUAG